GCCAUUGCCGGCUUGUCAGUAUUGAAAAAAAAUUCGUGCAGUGAGCGUCUGAGAGAAAGCAAAGCGAAAAAAGUGAAUUUCAUUUUCUGCCCAAAGAAAACUGAAAAGUUUUAUUGUUUUAAAGUUUAUUCUGUGAAACAAAAUAUAACAAGAUGCCCGAAGAAGCUGAGACUUUCGCAUUCCAGGCUGAGAUUGCUCAGCUGAUGUCGUUGAUCAUCAACACAUUCUACUCAAACAAAGAAAUCUUCUUGCGUGAAUUGAUUUCCAAUGCGUCUGAUGCCCUCGACAAGAUCCGCUAUGAAUCGCUGACGGAUCCCAGCAAGCUUGACUCCGGCAAGGAGCUGUACAUUAAGCUGAUACCGAACAAGACCGCUGGUACUUUGACCAUCAUUGAUACCGGUAUCGGUAUGACCAAGUCCGAUUUGGUCAACAACUUGGGCACAAUUGCCAAGUCGGGCACUAAGGCAUUCAUGGAGGCAUUGCAGGCUGGUGCCGAUAUUUCCAUGAUUGGCCAGUUCGGUGUGGGUUUCUACUCCGCCUACCUCGUCGCUGAUAAGGUCACAGUUACCUCAAAGCACAACGAUGAUGAACAGUACGUCUGGGAGUCGUCCGCCGGUGGUUCGUUCACUGUCCGUGCCGACAACUCGGAGCCUUUGGGCCGUGGUACCAAGAUUGUCCUGUUCAUCAAGGAGGAUCAGACUGAUUACCUGGAGGAGAGCAAGAUCAAGGAGAUUGUCAACAAGCACUCUCAGUUCAUUGGCUAUCCCAUCAAGUUGCUGGUGGAGAAGGAGCGUGAGAAGGAGGUCAGCGACGAUGAGGCUGAAGAUGAGAAGAAGGAGGGUGAGGAGAAGAAGGAGAUGGACACUGAUGAGCCCAAGAUCGAGGAUGUUGGUGAGGAUGAGGAUGCCGACAAGAAGGACAAGGAUGCCAAGAAGAAGAAGACCAUCAAGGAGAAAUACACCGAAGAUGAGGAGCUUAACAAGACCAAGCCCAUCUGGACACGCAAUCCCGAUGAUAUCUCCCAGGAGGAAUACGGAGAGUUCUACAAGUCGUUGACCAACGACUGGGAAGAUCACUUAGCCGUCAAACACUUCUCGGUUGAGGGUCAACUGGAGUUCCGUGCUCUGCUCUUCAUCCCACGUCGUACUCCCUUCGAUCUGUUCGAGAACCAGAAGAAGCGCAACAAUAUUAAGCUGUACGUGCGUCGUGUCUUCAUCAUGGACAACUGCGAGGAUCUCAUCCCGGAGUACUUGAACUUCAUGAAGGGUGUUGUCGACUCUGAGGAUUUGCCCCUCAACAUUUCCCGUGAGAUGUUGCAGCAAAACAAGGUACUCAAGGUUAUUCGCAAGAAUCUAGUCAAGAAGACCAUGGAGCUGAUUGAGGAGCUCACCGAGGACAAAGAGAACUACAAGAAGUUCUACGAGCAGUUCAGCAAGAACCUGAAAUUGGGCGUCCAUGAGGAUAGCAACAACCGCGCCAAGUUGGCCGAUUUCUUGCGCUUCCACACCUCAGCCUCUGGCGAUGACUUCUGCUCGUUGGCCGACUACGUGUCCCGCAUGAAGGAGAACCAGAAGCAUGUCUACUUCAUCACUGGCGAGUCGAAGGACCAGGUCAGCAACUCUGCCUUCGUUGAGCGUGUCAAGGCCCGCGGCUUCGAGGUGGUCUACAUGACUGAACCCAUCGAUGAGUAUGUCAUCCAGCACCUGAAGGAAUACAAGGGCAAGCAGCUCGUUUCCGUCACCAAGGAGGGUCUGGAGUUGCCCGAGGAUGAGGCCGAGAAGAAGAAGCGUGAGGAGGAUAAGGCUAAAUUCGAGAACCUGUGCAAGCUGAUGAAAUCGAUCUUGGACAACAAAGUUGAGAAGGUCGUUGUGUCCAACCGCUUGGUUGACUCGCCAUGCUGCAUUGUCACCUCUCAGUUCGGUUGGUCCGCCAACAUGGAGCGCAUCAUGAAGGCCCAGGCACUACGUGACACCUCCACCAUGGGCUACAUGGCCGGCAAGAAGCAUUUGGAGAUCAAUCCCGAUCAUCCAAUUGUUGAGACUCUGCGCCAGAAGGCUGAUGCCGAUAAGAAUGAUAAGGCUGUUAAGGAUCUGGUCAUUCUGCUGUUCGAGACCUCGCUCUUGUCCUCUGGCUUCUCCCUGGACAGCCCACAGGUGCACGCCAGCCGCAUCUAUCGCAUGAUCAAGCUGGGUCUUGGCAUCGAUGAGGAUGAGCCCAUGACCACCGAGGAUGCCCAGAGCGCCGGCGAUGCUCCAUCCCUGGUUGAGGAUACCGAGGAUGCAUCCCACAUGGAGGAGGUCGAUUAAAGGAUCGAUCAACACCUAAUCUCUCACCAUCACCAUUCACCCAUUAUAUGCUAAAUUACUUGAAGUUAAUCACAUUUCAUUUCCUUAGUUAGAGCCGCUUCAUGUGUUGACUUGACAACAGAGUUAUUUAAUAUUCAGUUUACAUUGUAAUUUGUAUUUACGUUUUGUCGCGUUAUAUGCGACAGAAAUACGCUUAACUCACUUCAAAAACCAUGUUAGGAUCAAUACAUUCACUAAGAGCAGUUGUCGUUUUUAAGAAAUUUCUAAUUUAGAAUCCAAGUAAUUUAUGUAAUGAAAAACAAAAAUACAAAGACUACAUACGCACUAGAUAUUAAAUGGAAUAUGUAAUAAGAUUGGAUGAUCGAUGAUAAACAAACUAAUUAAACAAGCAUAAUGUGUUUGAAAAUCAA
Messenger RNA from Drosophila innubila, 2716 nucleotides. RefSeq names its product heat shock protein 83 (gene Hsp83). Gene Ontology annotation, biological process: protein stabilization; cellular response to heat; protein folding. NCBI's taxonomy places the organism in Eukaryota, Metazoa, Arthropoda, Insecta, Diptera, Drosophilidae. The record is from RefSeq and is a predicted model, not a curated record. Gene Ontology annotation, molecular function: ATP-dependent protein folding chaperone; ATP binding; ATP hydrolysis activity. The coding region runs from base 153 to 2306 and encodes 717 amino acids. Gene Ontology annotation, cellular component: perinuclear region of cytoplasm; plasma membrane; cytosol. The transcript has 2 exons.